Messenger RNA from Pyrenophora tritici-repentis Pt-1C-BFP, 162 nucleotides. NCBI's taxonomy places the organism in Eukaryota, Fungi, Ascomycota, Dothideomycetes, Pleosporales, Pleosporaceae. The record is from RefSeq and is a predicted model, not a curated record.
AUGCCGGCGCAAAAAGGAGGUGUAAUCUUCUGCUUGUUCGUGAUAGCAAAUUGCAACCAGACCGGCGCAUCCGCGCCAGAUUUGAGUACUUGCAAGACGGAAUAUGUGCAAGCCGUGGUCAACCGUGGCGCCCAAUCAUGCCCUCAACGCGGCAUCUGCUGA